AUGNAUGACAGGUACACCAAAUUGGGUUACGCCGGCAAUCGUGAGCCGCAGUUCAUAAUCCCGUCGGCCAUUGCCAUCAAAGAGGCGCCCAAUGUUGGCGAUCAGGCCUCCAGACGACUCGCCAGAGGUAUCGACGAUCUGGACUUCUUCAUCGGCGAUGAGGCGCUCGACAAUCAGUCGGCGUAUACCGUGAAGUAUCCCAUACGACACGGCAUUGUGGAGGACUGGGACCUAAUGGAGCGCUAUUGGGAACAGUGUAUAUUCAAGUACUUAAGGGCUGAACCGGAAGACCACUAUUUCCUGUUAACAGAGCCGCCGCUGAAUACGCCCGAGAAUCGCGAAUAUACGGCUGAAAUCAUGUUCGAGUCGUUCAACGUUCCCGGCCUUUACAUCGCCGUACAGGCGGUGCUGGCAUUGGCCGCCUCCUGGACCUCACGACAAGUGGGCGAACGCACGCUCACCGGCAUUGUCAUCGACUCGGGCGACGGCGUCACGCAUUGCAUACCAGUGGCCGAGGGCUAUGUCAUCGGCAGUUGCAUUAAACACAUUCCCAUCGCCGGCCGUAACAUCACUUAUUUCAUACAAAACCUUUUGCGCGAACGAGAGUUCGGUAUUCCUCCGACUCAGUCGUUAGAGACGGCCAAAGCCAUCAAAGAGAGGUUCUGUUACGUGUGUCCCGACAUCGCCAAAGAGUUCGAAAGGUAUGACUCGAACCCAAACAAGUGGAUCAAGAAGUAUAGCGCCAAGAAUGCCAUCACUAAACAGCCCUUCGAAGUGGACGUCGGCUUCGAGCGCUUCUUAGGGCCCGAAGUGUUCUUCAACCCCGAGAUUGCGAACCCAGACUUUGUGACCCCUCUGUCCGAAACAGUGGACACUUGUAUCCAGAAUUGUCCCAUCGAUGUGAGACGUCCUCUCUAUAAGAAUAUUGUUCUAUCGGGCGGUUCGACAAUGUUUAAGGACUUUGACCGACGGCUACAGCGAGACAUCCAGCGAACGGUCACCGGAAGACUUAAACUGAGUUAUUCGUUAAGUCAGGGAAGACUGAACCCGAAGCCGAUCGAAGUGCAAGUGGUCUCCCAUCACAUGCAACGAUACGCCGUGUGGUUCGGCGGCUCAAUGUUGGCGUCCACUCCCGAGUUCUAUCCGGUCUGUCAUACGAAAGCCCAAUACGAAGAAUACGGUCCCAGUAUUUGUCGACACAAUCCGGUGUUCGGAGCCAUGACUUAAAGCCACGCCAACCGCUGAAGUCAUUGUCUCCAUCGGAUUCAUUGCCGAUCAGUUGUCGAGAAAAUCAAUUCAAUUGAAAUUUUGAACAAUAAAUCUGUUUCUAAAUAUAUAUUUAAAUUGAUUAUUAGAUUUCAAUAAAAAUUUAUUACUUAUUUCUUUAACAAAA
This is a messenger RNA of Medioppia subpectinata, 1393 nucleotides long. The record is from the annotation of a GenBank genome assembly. NCBI's taxonomy places the organism in Eukaryota, Metazoa, Arthropoda, Arachnida, Sarcoptiformes, Oppiidae.